GACCUCGGACCACAACGCCAGCAUGGACUUCGCAGACCUUCCCGCUCUCUUCGGGGCCAGCCUGAGUCAGGAGGGCCUGCAGGGCUUCCUUGUGGAGGCUCAGCCGGCCAAUGCCUGCAGCCUCAUUGCCCCUCCGCCCCCAGCCCCGGUCAACGGGUCAGUCUUUAUCGCACUGCUUCGAAGAUUCGACUGCAACUUUGACCUCAAGGUCCUGAAUGCUCAGAAGGCGGGGUAUGGCGCAGCAGUGGUGCAUAACGUGGGCUCCAACGAGCUUCUGAACAUGGUGUGGAACAGCGAGGAAAUCCAGCAGCAGAUCUGGAUCCCGUCUGUGUUUAUUGGGGAGAGGAGCUCCGAGUACCUGCGUGCCCUCUUUGUCUACGAGAAGGGGGCUCGGGUGCUUCUGGUCCCAGACAACAGCUUCCCUCUGGGCUAUUACCUCAUCCCCUUCACAGGCACCGUGGGCCUGCUGGUUCUGGCCAUGGGAGCGGUAAUGGUAGUCCGUUGUAUCCAGCACCGGAAGCGACUCCAGCGGAAUCGACUGACAAAAGAGCAGCUCAGGCAGAUCCCUACCCAUGACUAUCGGAAGGGAGACCAGUAUGAUGUGUGUGCCAUCUGCCUGGAUGAGUAUGAGGACGGGGACAAGCUGAGAGUGCUCCCCUGUGCUCACGCCUACCACAGCCGCUGCGUGGACCCCUGGCUCACCCAGACCCGGAAGACCUGUCCCAUCUGCAAGCAGCCUGUGCACCGCGGUCCGGGGGACGAAGACGAGGACGAGACUCAGGGGCAAGAGGGUGAUGAGGAAGGGGAGCUGAGGGACCACCCUGCCUCAGAGCGGACCCCACUUCUGGGCCCCAGCCCCACGCCGCCUGCCUCCUUUGGCUCCCUAGCUCCAACCUCUCCUGUUCUGCCGGGAUCUUUGACAGAUCCCCCACCCGCACCCCCUUCCUCUUCAGCUGCCAUCCUGGUCUAAUAGUCCCCUGACACCCCCCCCACACACACCCCUCCCAUGACCUAUUUGCACAGCCCCUCAUCCUCGCUCAUUCUUCUGUGUUGAGGGAUGGGGGGCAUUUCCACCCCAGGUUUCUCCCUCCCUCAACCCCAUCCUUUUGAGGGGGUUGGGUCUGGAGAGGGACUGGGUCUUCACUUACUGGGUCAAUAAAGUUUU
Molecule: messenger RNA, 1165 nt
Organism: Lutra lutra (Eurasian river otter)
Lineage: Eukaryota; Metazoa; Chordata; Mammalia; Carnivora; Mustelidae
Product: E3 ubiquitin-protein ligase RNF167-like
Exons: 1
Coding region: 23-970 (315 amino acids)
Biological process (GO): protein ubiquitination; ubiquitin-dependent protein catabolic process; positive regulation of DNA-templated transcription
Cellular component (GO): nucleoplasm; cytoplasm
Molecular function (GO): ubiquitin protein ligase activity; zinc ion binding
Source: RefSeq, a predicted model, not a curated record